Molecule: messenger RNA, 5303 nt
Organism: Ornithorhynchus anatinus (platypus)
Lineage: Eukaryota; Metazoa; Chordata; Mammalia; Monotremata; Ornithorhynchidae
Gene: ARAP3
Product: ArfGAP with RhoGAP domain, ankyrin repeat and PH domain 3
Biological process (GO): signal transduction; positive regulation of GTPase activity
Molecular function (GO): GTPase activator activity; protein binding; phosphatidylinositol-3,4,5-trisphosphate binding
Source: RefSeq, a predicted model, not a curated record
GCAGCGCCUAGUCCCGUGUGCGACCCGAGGGGAACGAAGCGGAUCGGAGAGGAGCGAGGUGAUGGCCUGAAGGUCCCCCAUGGAGGCUCCGCGGGACCAGGACAUCGCUACCUGGCUGGCGGCGGUGCACCUGGAGCGCUACGCCGACGCCUUCCGGCAGAAGGGCUAUCACACGGCGGGCGCAGCCCGCGGCCUGGACCACGCCGAACUCCGGGGCAUGGGCAUCGCCGCCACCGGCCACCGCAAACGCAUCCUGCGCCUGCUGCUGCAGGAAACGGGCCCGGCCCCCCCGCGGGACCCCGAGCCGGGGCCGGAGGCCGCCCCGCUGUCCGGGGCGCGGUGCCCAGGGCUGCCCCCUCCCCUCCCCGCCGAGGCCCGGCCCUCCAAGCCGGUGCCCAAGCCCCGGACGGUGUUCGCCUGGCUGAGCGGCUCCGAGCCCAGCCUCUCCUCCUCCUCCGCCUCCCCGACGGAGCCCCCGGCCCCGCUGCCCCUGGGGAGCCAGCCCCCGCCCCCGCCCCCGGCCCGUGGAGGGCUCCCCGGCCUGUCCCCCUCCCAGGGGGGACACAGCGGCGACCUCAGAGGGCCUGGGUUGCCCCAGCACGUAGCGGCCCCUAGGACCGCAGGCCCGGGGUACCCCUCCUCACCAGGCCAGGCCCCUUCCUCCGAGUCAUCCCUCGGCCCCCGCUCCCCAACACCCCAGCACCUGCCGGGCUCCCCCGCCAGCCCCCCGUUGCCGCCACUCCCUCCCGAAGCCCCCCAGGGUUCGUCCUGCGGGCCCGGCCAGCUGGACAUGAUACCCAAUGCCAUCUACCUCGGACUGGAUUCCGGGCCCGGCCCGCUUGGGGUCCCGCGGGAGGCCAAGGAUGGAACUCAGGACUCAACCCCGCUGGACACCCAGGCCCCCCCAGCCAGGUUCCCUGCCCACUCAGCGACCCCCGGAGACCUUAACGACUUGUACUACGGCGCCCGGCUGGAGGGCCAGUCCACCCAGCGCGAGCAGGACCCUGGGGCUUCCGAGGGAUGGGGGAGCAGAACCCCAAGCCAGAUGGGGUCCGAGUUCGGGCAGAGGGGUCGGGAGCAGGCUGGGGGAGGAGGGGCCGACGACGGGGGCUACGCCAGUCUGGAGCUGCCGACCUCAGACUCCCCCCUGCCGCCCCCUGACUUGGACGAGGACGAAGCCUGCGAGGAUCUCAUCUCCCCCUACGCCAGCUUCACGUCGCUGGCCGAGCCCCCCGCAGCCCUGCUCAGCGGCUGGCUGGACAAGUUAUCUCCCCAAGGGAACUACGUUUUCCAGAGACGUUUUGUUAGUUUCAAUGGAAAGAAUCUAAUGUACUAUGGCAGUGAUAAGGACCCCUUCCCCAAGGGUGUGAUCCCGCUGGCUGCCAUAGAGAUGACCCGCUGCAGCAAGGAGAAUAAAUUCCAGGUCGUAACUAGCCAGAGGGUUUUUGUGUUCCGGGCGGAGAGUGAGGCCCUGAGGGACAAGUGGUGCUUAACCCUGCAAGCCCGGCUGAAGGAGCAGCGGCUGUUGGGGAACCCCCGGCCCCCUCUGCCCCCCAAGCCCCUCCGCACCGGCCCCCUGGACCUGCGGGGCCACAAGGCCAAGAUCUUCGCCGUAUUGAUCCCCGGGGAGCUGGGACUGUACAAGAGCGAGCAGUCCUUCUCCCAGGGCAUCGGGAUCUGUUUCAUUGAACUGCGCGGCUGCAGCGUCCGAGAGACCAAGAACCGCAGCUUUGACGUCCUGACGCCACAGCGCUGCUUCAGCUUCACGGCCGAGUCGGGAGGGGCGAGGCAGGGCUGGGUCACCGCUCUGCAGGAGGCGGUGACCGAAACCCUGUCCGACUACGAAGUGGUGGAGAAAGUCUGGUCCAACCGAGCCAACCGGCGCUGCGCCGACUGCGGCGCCCCUCGGCCCGACUGGGCGGCCGUCAACCUGGGAGUGGUCAUCUGCAAACAUUGUGCAGGCCAGCAUCGGGCUCUGGGCUCUGGCAUCUCUAAGGUUCAGAGUCUGAAGCUGGACACGAGUGUCUGGACCAACGAGAUCGUACAGCUGUUUAUCAUCCUGGGCAAUGACCGAGCCAACCGCUUCUGGGCAGGGCAUCUGCCCCCCGGGGGUGGCCUGCAACCCGACGCCGCGCCUGGGCCCCGGGGCGACUUCAUCUCCCGCAAAUACAGGCUCGGACUCUUCCGGGGACCCCACCCCCAGCACCCCGACCAUGCUCAGCUGCUGCAGGCACUGUGCGCGGCUGUGACGGGACCCAACUUGAUCAAGACGGUGACCGGAAUCUUCUCCGUGGACCCCGGUGGGGAGGGGGAGACCUGGCCUCCCCACUCUGUUGACGGCGGCUCCCUCAGUCUACUCCCUCCUGACCCCACCCCCAGCGUGUACAAUGAAGUGGUGGUGCCGGCCACCCAGAGCGGUCACCUGCACUGCAGCCCGGUCAGCAGCAAGCCCGGACCGCCCCCACACCGGGGACGAGACACCCCGCCACGGUUGUGGUGUAUCCUGGGAGCGGCCCUGGAGAUGUUCGCCUCUGAGACCAGCUCUGAGAGACUCGGCCUCCUCCGGCCCCAGGAUGUGGUGAGCCUGGGGGUGAGCACCCCACCUGUGGACUCCAGCGACCCCGACAGGUCCCUUUUCUUCUUUGAGCUGAUCCUGGACGGGGGCCGGGUGCAGCAUUUCGGAACCGACGAUACUGACAGCCUUGAGGCCUGGACCAGCGCCCUGGGUCGGUGGUUUUCCCCACUGAGUUGCCACCAGCUCCUGGGCCCGGGGCUGGUGCGUGUGGGGCGGCUGCGGGUGCGCUCGCCCUCUCAGGCUGCACUGUCCCCCGGCCUCUGGCUGUCCGGCUUCGCUGUCCUGCGUGGGGACCACCUCUUCCUGUGUCCAGCCACCGGUCCCGGCCCCCCAAUCCCAGAAGACACCAUUCACCUCCGCCGGCUGCAGGAGAUCAGCAUCGUCCCCGCUUCGGACACCCCGGACAAGAAGGAGCACCUCGUCCUGGUGGAGAUGGGAAGGACCCUGUACCUGCAGGCGGAAGGGCGGCUGGACUUCGCGGGCUGGAGCGCCGCCAUCGAGGGGGCGUCCGGUGGCCGGGGCAACGCGCUCCAGGGGCAGCAGCUGAGCCGGGGGGACAUCCCCAUCAUCGUGGACGCCUGCAUCAGCUUCGUCACCCAGCACGGGCUGCGCCUGGAGGGGGUGUACCGGAAAAGCGGGGCCCGGGCCCGGAGCCGUCGGCUGCUGGCGGAGUUCCGGCAAGAUGCCCGCUCCGUGAAGCUGCGGCCGGGGGAGCACUUCGUCGAGGACGUGACCGACACGCUCAAGCGUUUCUUCCGGGAGCUGGACGACCCCGUGACCUCGGCUCGCAUGCUGCCCCGCUGGAGGGAGGCCGCAGAACACCCCCAGAAGGCUCAGAGGCUGGAGCAAUACAAAGAGGUGAUUGGCAGCCUGCCCAGGGUGAACCGCCGGACUCUUGCCACCCUCAUCGGCCACCUCUACAGGGUGCAGAAGUGCGCGGCCCUGAACCACAUGUGCUCCCGGAACCUGGCACUGCUCUUCGCCCCCAGCCUGUUCCAGACCGACGGGCGCGGGGAGCAUGAGGUCCACAUCUUGCAGGACCUCAUCGACAGCUACGCAACUGCUUUUGAUGUUGAUGCUGACCAGAUGGCCCAGAUCGAUUUGGAGAUCAGUCUUAUCACCACCUGGAAGGACGUUCAGCUCUCCCAAGCCGGUGACCUUAUCAUGGAGGUGUAUCUGGAGCAGCGGGGCCCCGAUACCUGUGUCACCCUCAAGGUGUCCCCGACCCUGACCGCCGAGGAGCUAGCCAAUCAGGUUCUGGAGAUGCGAGGGACGGUGCCAGGUCCUGACUUGUGGCUAACCUUUGAAAUCCGGGAGCACGGGGAGCUCGAACGGCCCCUGCACCCCAAGGAGCGGGUGUUGGAACAGGCCCUGCAAUGGUGCCAGCUGUCAGAGCCCGGCUCAGCUUUUCUACUGCUGCGCAAGGUGCCCGUAGCCCAUGCUGGCUGCCUCUUUACUGGAGCCCGACGGGUGAGUCCCCGGGUGGGGCUGCUGCGGUGCCGGGAGGAGCCCCCCCGACUUCUGGGGAACCGGUUCCAAGAGAGAUUCUUCCUGCUCAGGGGGCGCUGCCUGCUACUCCUCAAGGAGAAAAGGAGCAGUAAGCCGGAGCGGGAGUGGUCUCUGGAGGGAGCCAAGGUCUACCAGGGGAUCCGCCGGAAGCUGAAACCACCCAGUCCGUGGGGUUUCACCCUGAUCCUGGAGAAACAGCAGCUCUACCUGGCCUGCACAGACCAGGAGGAGAUGUGGGACUGGACCACCAGCAUCCUCAAAGCACAGCACGAUGACCUGCAGCCCGUGGUCCUGCGUCGCCGCUCCUCGUCCGACUUGGCCAAGCAGAAGUUCGGGACGAUGCCCCUGCUGCCCAUCCGCGGGGACGACAGCGGUGCCAGUCUGCUGUCUGCCAACCAGACCCUGCGUCGUUUACACAAGCGGAGGACUCUGUCCAUGUUCUUUCCUCUGAAGCUGUCCCAGGACUCUGUGGAAGAGCAAGGAGAGGAGGGGGAAGAAGAGGAAGAGGAGGAGGAGGAAGAAGAGGAAGAGGAGCCUGUCUAUGAGGAAGUGGGGGCUUUCCCCGAGCUGAGCGGGACCCCCCCGCCACCACCAGACAGGAGCUCCAGGGCAGAGGUGCCCUCCACCCCCACAAGCCUCCCCACCGGGCAGUCCCAAUCCCUGGAGCGGGGUCAGGGGCUCUGGGGGGAGCGUCCCCCGCUCAGCAAGACGGGCUCCCUGGGGCAGGAUUUGGAAAACCCCGAAACCCCGUCUGCCUCGCCGCUCAGGAAGAGCCUCCCCGUGCCCUCUUGCCUCGAAGAGCAGCUUCUCCAGGAGCUGAGCACGACUCUGAACCUCCGGAAGGGGGAGGCCCAGGCCCCGGGCCCCUCCAGCCCCCCGACCCAGCCCCCGGGGUCUCCCAGCUCCCCCCCCAGGUCCCUGGUCCCACCACUCCCCCCUCCGCCUACCGGCCCGUCCCCUGAGUCCACGCCUAGCGGCCCAAGGGGGGUGGUCAGCCCCUUGGGCCUCUCCUGGGAGAUGAGAGCCAACGGACACAGGCCCAGACACAGCCCCAGCUGGGAAACUUCGGACAGAGACAGGGAUACCUGAUCCUACCCAACUUCCCUUCCUCCUUUCCUUUCUCCCCAGACCCUGAAUCACUGCUCACAGCCCUUUUACCCAGUAGAGGGUGAAUGAAAGAGGUGAAAAAGCUAAUAAACUCUUGAAUCAAAAGGCUGUA